Messenger RNA from Lampris incognitus (smalleye Pacific opah), 3272 nucleotides. RefSeq names its product Sec23 homolog A, coat complex II component (gene sec23a). The transcript is spliced from 20 exons. Lineage: Eukaryota; Metazoa; Chordata; Actinopteri; Lampriformes; Lampridae. The record is from RefSeq and is a predicted model, not a curated record. Gene Ontology annotation, biological process: COPII-coated vesicle cargo loading; intracellular protein transport; endoplasmic reticulum to Golgi vesicle-mediated transport. The coding region runs from base 89 to 2383 and encodes 764 amino acids. Gene Ontology annotation, cellular component: COPII vesicle coat; endoplasmic reticulum exit site. Gene Ontology annotation, molecular function: zinc ion binding; GTPase activator activity.
CCUCCUGCGUGUCAGCUGUGCUGCGUGUCAGGAGCUGUGGAGAGGUCCUUCUGCUAUUCUGUCUGUCCCACCCCGUCUCCCUGCUGCCAUGACAACCUUCCCAGAGUACAUUGCUCAGAAUGAGGAACGAGACGGUGUGCGUUUCAGUUGGAACGUGUGGCCCUCCAGUCGUCUGGAGGCGACCCGCAUGGUGGUCCCUGUUGCCUCACUUUUCACCCCGCUGAAGGAGAGGCCUGACCUGCCGCCCAUUCAGUAUGAACCAGUUCUAUGCAGCCGAGCCACCUGUCGUGCAGUCCUCAAUCCACUGUGCCAAGUGGACUACAGAGCCAAGCUGUGGGCUUGUAACUUCUGCUACCAGAGAAACCAGUUCCCUCCCACUUACGCGGGGAUCUCAGAAGUCAACCAGCCGGCGGAGCUGCUGCCUCAGUUCUCCACUAUUGAAUACGUGGUCCAGAGGGGGCCCCAGAUGCCCCUAGUUUUCCUUUAUGUGGUUGAUACCUGCAUGGAGGAUGAGGACCUACAGGCCUUGAAAGAGUCUCUGCAGAUGUCAUUGUCUCUGCUGCCCCCUACUGCUCUGGUGGGUCUCAUCACUUUCGGCCGCAUGGUGCAGGUCCAUGAGCUGGGCUGUGAGGGAAUCUCUAAGAGCUAUGUCUUCAGAGGAACCAAAGACCUGAGUGCCAAGCAACUGCAGGAGAUGUUGGGUCUGACCAAACCUACAGCCUCACAGGGUGGAAGAGGACAAACAACCCAACAACCUUUAUGUAACAGGUUCCUUCAGCCAGUGCAGAAGAUCGACAUGAACCUGACUGACCUGUUGGGGGAGCUCCAGAGAGACCCCUGGCCUGUGACCCAGGGGAAGAGACCCCUCCGCUCGCUGGGCGUGGCCAUGUCCAUCGCUGUUGGCCUACUGGAGUGUACCUUCCCUAACACUGGGGCCCGGAUCAUGACCUUUAUGGGAGGCCCGGCCACCCAAGGCCCCGGCAUGGUGGUCGGAGAUGAACUGAAAACGCCAAUUCGCUCCUGGCACGACAUCGAGAAAGACAAUGCCAAGUUCACCAAGAAGGCCACCAAGCAUUAUGAGGCCUUGGCCAACAGGGCGUCCACCAAUGGUCACAUCAUUGACGUGUAUGCCUGCGCUCUGGACCAGACUGGCCUACUGGAGAUGAAAUGUUGUGCCAAUAACACCGGGGGCUACAUGGUGAUGGCUGACUCUUUCAACACCUCCCUGUUCAAACAAACCUUCCAGAGAGUCUUCACCAAAGAUGCCCAGGCCUGUUUCAAGAUGGCGUUUGCUGCUACGCUGGAGAUAAAGACAUCCAGAGAAAUCAAAAUAUCUGGAGCCAUUGGACCGUGUGUGUCUCUCAACGCAAAAGGACCCUGCGUGUCCGAGAACGAGAUUGGGACAGGGGGAACAUGUCAGUGGAAGAUCUGUGGUCUGGACCCGAGCACAACGCUAGCGCUCUACUUUGAAGUGGUGAACCAGCACAACGCUCCAAUCCCACAGGGUGGACGUGGUGCAAUCCAGUUUGUCACUCAGUACCAACACUCCUCUGGACAGAGACGCAUCCGAGUCACGACUACAGCCAGGAACUGGGCUGACGCGCAGACCCAGAUCCAAAGCAUUGCUGCUUCUUUCGACCAAGAGGCAGCGGCCAUUUUGAUGGCGAGGCUGGCAGUUUACAGAGCGGAGACAGACGAGGGACCCGACGUCCUCAGAUGGCUGGACAGGCAGCUAAUCAGACUGUGUCAGAAGUUUGGAGACUAUCACAAGGAUGAUCCCAACUCAUUCCGCUUCUCUGAGACCUUCUCCCUCUACCCACAGUUCAUGUUCCACUUGCGGAGGUCUCCCUUCCUGCAGGUCUUCAAUAACAGUCCUGAUGAGAGCUCCUACUACAGACAUCACUUCAACAGACAAGACCUGACUCAGGCUCUGAUCAUGAUCCAACCAGUCCUCUACGCUUACUCCUUCAAUGGACCGCCCGAGCCGGUUCUUUUGGACAGCAGUAGUAUUCUCCCAGACAGAAUCCUGCUCAUGGACACCUUCUUCCAGAUCCUCAUCUACCAUGGAGAGACUGUAGCCCAGUGGAGGAAAGCCGGCUACCAGGAGAUGGCAGAAUAUGAGAACUUCAGACAUCUCCUCCAGGCUCCAGUAGAUGACGCCCAAGAGCUCCUUCAAACCCGCUUCCCUAUGCCCAGAUAUAUAGACACAGAACACGGAGGAAGCCAGGCUCGUUUCCUGCUCUCCAAGGUGAACCCCUCCCAAACCCACAACAACAUGUACGCCUGGGGCCAGGAGUCUGGGGCUCCUAUCCUGACAGAUGACGUCAGUCUGCAGGUGUUUAUGGACCAUCUGAAGAAGUUGGCUGUCUCCAGCGCUGCCUGAGAUGAAACAUUUUAUUUUACAUUUCCAUCAUGGAACGGCACUUUACUCUCUGUGUGCUGCCUAAGUCCCACAAAACAUUUAACCAGCAACCUGCUGUUGCCAUGGUAACCAGGCAGUCAUCCAUCACUCCGCCCCUCUUCGAGGACCAGCGUGACAAUGUGUCAUCCAGUCAGCUGCUGAUUCAAGACAUUAGUAACCAAUAAUGUGUCAGCUCCCUGCUUCCUCGUCCCUCUGCUGGUCUGUUGUUUCAUUUCCUCGUUAGCAGGAAGUUAAUUGAGUUGACAUGUAGGAGACUUGAGCCAGUGUGGAGAAGCAGGAGCUGAUUUGUUAUCCCAUUCUCAGUAAUCCACCAUCUCUAAUGAAACAUCUCUUUAAAUACUUUAAUACAACAAACUGUAUGAGCAACUUGAACUCCCAGUUUCUUGGUUUGGAGUCUUUGUGGUUCAUAGGUUACAGGUCACAUGACUGAAUAUUUUUCAUCUUUUAUUUUUCCUCAUCUGCACUUCAGACGCGCAUGCUGCCUUAUUCAUGCUUGAUUUUUUUAUAAGUAUGACGUUGUAUAUAUUAAUGGCAUGAAAUACAGCGACAUAUAAAGUCCUCACCUGAUGUUUAUUAUUUGGUUUAUCAAUAUAUUGGAUAAGUGUUAAUAUUCAAUAUAUGUAAACACAUAAGUUGUUUGGAAAGUGUUUUCAUUUGGCUAGCUAGAUGCUUAAGUUCUUCCAACUGCUCUACAGUUCUUUUCCAUUUUCUAUCUAUCCAUCUUUCUCUGUCUGUCUUUCUCGGUCGCUUUAUGGAACAACAGAUCAGAGAGGUAAACUUGUUCUUUACUGAGACUGAUAUAAAAUUGUUAUCUGUCUGUCUGUCUGAAUUUCUAAUAAAAUGCUUUGCU